Gadus macrocephalus (Pacific cod) is the source of this 1667-nucleotide messenger RNA. It is a transcript of the gene rxfp3.2b, whose product is annotated as relaxin family peptide receptor 3.2b. Gene Ontology annotation, cellular component: membrane. The coding region runs from base 447 to 1667 and encodes 406 amino acids. Gene Ontology annotation, biological process: immune response; G protein-coupled receptor signaling pathway. NCBI's taxonomy places the organism in Eukaryota, Metazoa, Chordata, Actinopteri, Gadiformes, Gadidae. The record is from RefSeq and is a predicted model, not a curated record. The transcript has a single exon. Gene Ontology annotation, molecular function: G protein-coupled receptor activity.
CACACGAUUACCUCAGAACGGCCUGGGUGUCACAAUACAUUUUGUUCCGACUUAGACGCGACUCCUCUAAACGUAGGUACGUUCGCUCUCUAAUCACCCGGCGCUCCGGUGGCGAGUCUGAGCUUUUGCGCGCGGCCGUGGAGCGUAUAAAACAAGGUGGCGCGCAGCAGGGGAUGUCAGAUGGAGAGGAUGGAGAGCGAGUGAAGAUGUCGGUAUCGCACGGACCUACAUGCGCCUUUGUUUAAAUUAGAAUCCACUGCCAUCGUUGAGGAGAAAAAGAAAAAGAAAAAGCAACGUGUUUUCCAAAAUGACAACAGCCAUACGUUUUUCUUUUUUGGACACGUUUUCACCUCCUUUCCUCACACAUUUUUAACUCUCCCAUCCCACACCAGAGGAUGUGUGAGUGAGCCGGCCAGCGCCCCCCCCCCCCCCCCCCCCCCGCCGCCAUGCAGCUGAACGAGAGUGGGGUUCAGACGCCGGCUCCGGAGCAGUGCGAACAGGGGCGGCUCCGACGGCAGGAGGCGGGCGCGGACGUGGCCAACUGUAGCGGCGGCCCGUCGGCCAAUCUGUCGCUGCACUGCUGGCUGGAGCUGCUCACCAGGGAGUCCCUCCCGGAGCUGCAGGGCGACGGCUCCAGCAUGGCGCUGCGCGUGCUCAUCGCCUGCGUCUACUCGGUGGUGUUCGCGCUGGGGCUGGUGGGCAACUCGCUGGCGCUCUACAUGCUGCACUCGCGCCACCGCCAGAAGCAGUCGUCCAUCAACUGCUUUGUGAUGGGGCUGGCCGUCACCGACCUGCAGUUCGUGCUCACGCUGCCCUUCUGGGCCGUGGACACGGCGCUGGACUUCCGCUGGCCCUUCGGCCAGGUGAUGUGCAAGAUCGUCAGCUCCGUCACCACCAUGAACAUGUACGCCAGCGUCUUCUUCCUCACCGCCAUGAGCGCCGCGCGCUACUACUCCAUCUCCUCGGCGCUCAAGAUGCACAGCCGGCGGGCGGCGGCCGCGCGCGCCAAGUGGACCAGCCUGGCCAUCUGGGCCGUGUCCCUGCUGGCCACGCUGCCGCACGCCGUCUACUCCACCACCGCCGCCAUGACGUCGGACGAGGAGCUGUGCCUGCUGCGCUUCCCCGACGCGGGCCGCUGGGACCCCCAGGUGCUGCUGGGGCUGUACCAGCUGCAGAAGGUGCUGCUGGGCUUCCUCCUGCCGCUGGCCACCAUCACGGCCUGCUACCUGCUGCUGCUGCGCUCCGUGCUGGGCAGCCGCGCGGCGGGCCCCUCCGGGGGCCCCGAGGCGCAGCGGUGCCGCCACAAGCGGCGCUCCAGGGUCACCAAGUCGGUGGCCAUCGUGGUGCUGGCCUUCUUCCUGUGCUGGCUGCCCAACCAGGCGCUGACCCUGUGGGCCGUGCUCAUCAAGUUCGACCUGGUGCACUUCAGCAAGGCCUUCUACAACGCCCAGGCCUACGCCUUCCCGCUGACGGUGUGCCUGGCCUACACCAACAGCAGCCUGAACCCCGUGCUCUACUGCCUGGUGCGGCAGGAGUUCCGGGCGGGGCUGAAGGAGCUGCUCCUCCGGGCCACGCCCUCCUUCAGCAGCCUGGCUCAGAGGCUGCCCCGCCGGGCCAGGGUGGCCGAGGCGCCCCCCGGCCUGGUGCUGGUGCAGAUGCAGGUCUGA